AGUCAGCCUCGUUUAGACAGCACGCCGCGGUCUGAACCGGAACCUAAACACUCCCUCCUGCUGAAUCCGUUCCUAUAACGGGCUGAAUAUGGCUGCCACGGGAGCCGGGUCUCCUGGCCGGUUGGUGCAGUAUGUAGUCGUCCGGUCGGAUCUGGUUCACAAGCUGUCCUGGCCUCUGGGAGCCGUCAUCACGCAGGCCUGUCACGCAGCCACCGCCGCCAUCCACCUCCACUACGCGGACGCGGACACGCAGCGGUACCUGUCCGAGCUGGACUCCAUGCACAAGGUGGUGCUCGGGGCUCCAGACGAAGUCGCCCUCUCCACUCUGUCAGACACUCUAACACAGGCUGGCGUGGCUCACAAACUCUGGAUCGAACAACCGGAGAACGUCCCCACCUGCUUGGCUCUGAAGCCGUGUCCGAAAGAGACUGUCCAGCCGCUGCUGCGCAAGUUCAAACUCUUCAAAUGAGCCGCCCCCCCUGAAAGACGUCGUCCGUCUGUGAACUGCAGUGCAUGUCAGCAGUGAGGAAGCCACAGAGACUUUAGUUUAAAAAGAUUCAAAUCAGAGAAUCUGAAUUCUUUCCUGGAUUCAAACCCCACAAAGUUUGAAGAUUAUGAUAUUUUCUGCUCAUACACUGAGGUACAAAAUUGGUAGUAACAUGGAUGGACGCCAUGGAUGGCACCAGAUACUGAUAUUAAAGUUCAUAACGGUUUGACUUGUAGUCACAAAAGAGUUCUUGUCACUCUCGUGUGAACUCGCCUCAUCUUUAUUCUUUAUUUGUCGUUAUCUUCCACAAAAGCGGUCGCUAGUCUUGCUGUGGUCCAAACAAACAACAACAACAAUAAGAAGACAACAAUUUAAAAUCACACCGUGUCAUUAAGGACAAAAAUCUGCAAUAAAAGCCAAAUUGAAAUAUGUGAAAUGAUCAAUGAAACAAUAAGAAACAGGUAACUAUAAUACAUAUGAGAACAAAGAGUCACACAGCGUCAGAAAAUCCAAAUCAAAUCUGUUCUUGAUCUGUCUGUUGGUUGUUCUCAUCAUAUAAUUUGUUCAUGGUACCAGAUGAACUCACUCACAAACACUGCAUCUGGUUUUUAUGCCAGCUGUGCGCUGCCGUGAAGUCAAUAUACAACAUGACCAAUAGAGGGCGCAAAAAUAAUAAAUACAGUCAUUCAUGUCACAGAGAGGUUUAUCCACAAUAAGACAUGAUGAGAAAAUAUCAAAUCAUGA
This is a messenger RNA of Larimichthys crocea (large yellow croaker), 1231 nucleotides long. RefSeq names its product peptidyl-tRNA hydrolase domain containing 1 (gene ptrhd1). The record is from RefSeq and is a predicted model, not a curated record. NCBI's taxonomy places the organism in Eukaryota, Metazoa, Chordata, Actinopteri, Sciaenidae. The transcript has 2 exons. Gene Ontology annotation, molecular function: peptidyl-tRNA hydrolase activity. Bases 89 to 469 code for a protein of 126 amino acids.